This is a messenger RNA of Scheffersomyces coipomensis, 2277 nucleotides long. It is a transcript of the gene NUP85, whose product is annotated as Nup85p. The coding region runs from base 1 to 2277 and encodes 758 amino acids. The record is from RefSeq and is a predicted model, not a curated record. Gene Ontology annotation, biological process: positive regulation of DNA-templated transcription; mRNA export from nucleus; protein import into nucleus. Gene Ontology annotation, cellular component: nuclear pore outer ring. Gene Ontology annotation, molecular function: structural constituent of nuclear pore. The transcript has a single exon. NCBI's taxonomy places the organism in Eukaryota, Fungi, Ascomycota, Pichiomycetes, Serinales, Debaryomycetaceae.
AUGAGUCAAGAUUCGUUUCAGGUACACAGGUUCGAUGAUAUAGAGAUGUUAGAGAUACCAGAGUAUGAUUCCUCUUCAUCAGAAACAGAAACUAUCUCACAAUCAUCAUCAACAACAACAGAACAACAGAGUAACAUUGACAAUCUCUUUGAAUCAUUUAAAAGCAAUUUAGAGUUGGACGAUUGGUUGAAUACAAGUCAGAGUAUCGAUUUUAACUUCAACAAUGAUGAGUACAAGGCAAGCAUUGGUUCUAAUAAUGCAUUUUCCAAGUCGUAUGUGAAUUAUGUCAACUCAUUAUAUAAAAUCAUAGAAACAGUAACAUCCAACAAUUCAGAAUUGGAACUUGAAGAAGAACCAAUAGGUUUAAUCCGUACAAGAGAUAGAUUUAAUAGCCAAUCCAAAGACGAGUUGAUAAACGAAUCAUUCACCAGCAUAAUUGAAAAUUUAUACAACUUGUUGAAUGAUUCUUCAAUAGAGUAUACCAGCACAGAAACUGAAAGCAGAUUAAAUAGUACUUUACACAUUCUUCUUUGUUUACAAGGAAAUUUCUUUUAUCUGGAUAUUAAAAAUAGACCAGAAUUACUUUGUAACUGGAUCAAUUCAUUGAAAACAAAGCCAGAUGAUGAUUUGGUGGAUACCAUCAUGACCAAUACUCCAAUACCGUAUAAACAUCCACAAUUCUGGAAUACAUUAAUAAUUCAAUAUAUCACUGGUGGCCGUUUAAGAGAAGCCUCAGAUGUGAUCCAUAAUUCUAAAUUUGAGGAUCUUGAAGAUAGAUCUUUAGACUUGUUUAAUACCAUAUCUGAUUUCAAGCUUUUAUUGGAGAACUAUACUACAUUUUCACUAAAAGGGCAAUUUGCUGAAUGGAAAUUGAAAGCAUGUGAAUUCAGAGAUUCAAUCGUGAAUGUAAGAUCAAAUAUAACUGAUAAUGAAGAAAAGAUUAUAUUAUCACAAAUUCAUGAUUUAGCUAAUGUCAUUACGGGACUUCCAAAGACAACUUCAAGUUACUGUGAUUAUUGGUACGAAGUUUAUGUUUGCUUUUCCUUGUUUCAAGUGAGAGACAAUGGUGAUUUAUUUAAAGACUACUAUAAAUUAGCUAUCCAAGAGAAGCCUCCAGCGAUUCAUAACAGUAACGAAUUUGAGGUAUCUGAACUUGAAGAUCAAACCUUUGUUAAUAUUUUGGAAGAGAGCUUUCUUAAAGUUUUACAAACUUUAUAUUUCCUUGAACCUGCUACAGCAGCAUAUGUUGCCAAACUUUUGGAAUUAAAGCAAUACUUUAAUGGAUAUUAUUCAGCUGCUUCUAAAAUCUCAAAUCUCCAAUCAUUACAAAAUAAGAGAACCAUUUCUGAAUACUUUUUAACUUUACAUGCUUAUAAAUGUCUUAAUGUUGAAGGUUUGACUCCAGUCGGUAUUGGUUUAUUACUCAAUGAUAGUAUCGCAAGUUCUCAAAGUGCUAAUGUUGAACGUAGGAAUAUCAUUGCUGAUGUUCUUCCCAGAUAUAAAUUCCAAACUAAUGAUGAUUUAGAAUGGGCUUUAACCAUAUGUGCUAAAUUAAGUUUAACAAAAACAGCCAAGCAGUUGUACUAUGCAUCAGGAGUUAAGUCUCUCUCCGAUGGUUAUAUAUUCGAGGCACUUAACAUGCUUGUCAAUUGCUUUGAUCCAACUUCACCAAGUCAUGGAAAGGAAAAUAAUGGUAUGAAACAAGUUCAUCACAUAGCUUGGGAUAUAAUAUUCCAAGAUAGUUUGAUUAAUAAUCGACCAUUUGCAGAUGAUUUAAUCAAUAAUAUAGUGUCUCAUAAUGUUGAGAAGAGUUUUAAUAUUCAUCCCGUUAUAAGACAAUGUCUUUCACCAUAUGCUGUAUUAGCUGAAUUUUUCAGAGGGUUAGAGAAUAAUAUCGAUAAACUGUUUUCUAAGUAUUCAAAAUUGAAUCAUUUACUUCGAUUCAAUUAUUUGCCCAAGAAGUUUUAUCCAUUAUUAUUAUGUCAAUUCUUACCAGUAUUAUUUCAAAAGGAUGUAAAAUUCCAAUUACCUGAUUUAGUUGUCAUUAUUGAAUUAUUAGAUAAUUAUGAGACUACUUCCACUGAAGAAGAAAGAAAAGAAGCUGAAAGUCUUUAUGCUUACGCUAUAAAUCAUAGAGAAGAAGAUUCAAAGGAUUAUGAUUGGAGAAAAGUAUUAGACGAAGAACAAAUUACCAUUCCAAGUGAUGUUAAUCAAGUUUUUAUUACUAUUAGAGGAGCAAUCGUGGCUAAGAUAGCUCAAGUGUAUAUAACCAAUUAG